GUACUGAUUAAGUUUGGCAUCAAGAUCAUGUACAAUAAACAACAUAACCCAAAAGAAAACAAAAAGAGUUCAACUUUUGUGCACUGACUUUAGGUGUAUGAUUUUUUCUUAUAUUAUUAGGUCUAACGUUACGUAUAACACUAUAGUUAAAAUAUAUUGAUUUUUUUUAACUUAAUUCCAAAGAAAAGUCUAGUAACUAAGAUUAUCUUAUAAUUUUGUCUUUAUAUUUCUUUCCAACUAGGUAUAAAGCUACCUAGUUUGAGCUGUGAUUUUCAAUAAAAUUGGAGUCAUAUGUCUGUCUGUUUCUUUCUAUCACAUGAAACUAUAGAAUAUACGAAGUCCUUAAUCUUUCUCAGGAUUAAAUUCUCUUUCAAAAAUUUAUGUUUAUUUAUCACAUUCUUAUUUCCAAGUAGAUAACAUCACAGAGCAAGAUUCAAGUGAAGAUUCAUAUAGUCGACCUCAACUUGGUUGAUAUUGAUCAAUGAAAUACGUGGAUACGAAUAUGAGUGAGGUUGGUUCAGAAAGAUCAAAUCCAUGGAACAAUAUUCACACAAGUUCAGAACCUAGUCCUUCCCAAACACAAGUAAACAGAGAAGGACAAUGGAAGAAUUUCGGGACAUCAAUGGAUGCUAUUUCUUUUGGCUUUGUUGCUACAGCUAUACUCAUAUCCAUGUUUCUCAUCAUGGCCAUAUUUGAACAUCUAUUCAAACCUAGCCCUCCUUUCUCUUCGCCUCUAGGUAGUAGACACAGUUCCUUGGAGUUGGGGCCUAUUCAGAAACGUGCAAGUUCAGAAACAGUACCAACGCGAUAUUCAUCGGAUUAUACAGUUAUGAUGCCAGGACAACAGUAUCCUACCUUCAUUGCUAAGCCAACUCCAUUGGCUUGUCCAAGGGAAGGGGUUUAUUGGCCUUCCCAUGAACAUAGUUUUCCCUUCUCUUAAUGAUUCUACAAGACUAAUUAUUGUAUUAUCAUAUUUAUGAAUCCUAAUGUGACCAUAAAAAAAGUUCAACAAUUGCAGAAUCUAGCACUCUCUUACCAUAUGCUCAGACCUGUAAAAUUAGCUGUCGGGCGAAAACUGAAGUUUGGAACAUUGGGAAGAAGGGACAUUCAUUGUUUUUGUGUGACAUAUUUGGUUUUUUUGCUUUGUAUAUUGACUGAGUUCCCCUCUUUCUGUAUUGUCUUUUCCAAUAUGUGAGAUGUGGGGAUGAUCUGGGAAGUUCAGUAGGUUGAGUUUUUAGUUUGUUGCUUUGAGGUAAGCUUAUUUUACCAUGUAUUGUCUUUUGACUAUUGAGCUUAUGCACUUCUUUCUAUUUCCAGCAGUUUUGUGUCACUUGAUGCUAAUUCUAGGAAACAUGGCUAAUGUUUUGUGCAUAAAUCUGAAAUCAAUCAAACAAUUGUGACUUCCCUAAUUGGUUAAACAUCAUAGUGAGCAUAGGAAAGAGGUUCAAAGAGAUUUUUUGGAGAAGUGAGAAUUAUAUUACAAUCAAUAUUGUCAUGAUUUACAUUUAAGCGCAAACAAAAUCAGAACAAA
Messenger RNA from Solanum lycopersicum (tomato), 1531 nucleotides. RefSeq lists its product as uncharacterized. The record is from RefSeq and is a predicted model, not a curated record. NCBI's taxonomy places the organism in Eukaryota, Viridiplantae, Streptophyta, Magnoliopsida, Solanales, Solanaceae.